AUGAAAUGCAAUAGGAAAAUUGAAAACUUUAACCCUCUCCUGACUUCUGCAGCCUCAAGCAGCCCACGGACUCGUUCCAUGUUCGCUUUUACACCCUCAGGGACCAGGAAGACCUUAUUCAAAAGAGAGUCUUCUAUAGCACACCACCUGUAUGGAGACAUUUCAAGAGAAGUUCAAGGCACUUCUGAGAAUGGAGUCAUUUUUCAGAAAUGUGCGGUGGUAAGUGUCUGGUGAGAUUGGCCUACGGCUCACGUGUGGCUGCUGGUCAACAACACCAGGUUGCCCUCGGCCGCCAACCUCUCGGACCUGGUGCUGCUGGACAAUAUCACCGGCCUCACCGUGAGGGAGUCGGCUGGAAAUAAGACGUCGGAAGGAUUCCAGGCUUUCAGAAGGAAGUUUCUGCAAGCUGGAGAUGCCUUUGCUGUCAGCUACAUAGCCUCGCUCGUGGCCCGACAUGUCAGGGACGGGGAGACCCUGCUGCUCCCGGCCCAGCUCACGUUCCACAGCUCGUCACAGAACAGAACACAGCUUAAAGCCCUUUUCGCCAUCACAGCAGAAGAAAAGGUAACGGUUCUACCAAACCACGGUCUCCACGCAGCAGGAUUUUUCGUUGCCUUCAUGGUCUCUCUUGCCCUGACCUGGAUCACGCUUUUCUUCAUGGUUCGAUAUCAGUGUUUAAAGGGAAACAUGCUUAACAGACAUCGGGUUCAGCACCAAGGGAGCAAGCUGGAACACUCCCAGUUCACCUCGGCCGAUGGCGUGAAUGAGGAUCUUGCUCUCAAUGACCAGAUGGUAGACAUUCUGUCUUCCGAGGACCCCGGGAGCAUGCUGCAAGCCUUAGAAGACUUGGAGAUUGCAACCCUAAAUCAGGCCGACUCCAAUCUGGAGGCUUGUCGAACCCAAAUCAGCAAAGACAUCAUUGCCCUUCUACUGAAAAAUCUGACCAGCCGUGGCCAUCUCUCCCCACAAGUAGAGAGGAGGAUGGGUGCUGUUUUCAAGAAGGAAUUUCUGUUGCUGGAAAAUGAAAUACAAGAGGAGUAUGAUCGGAAGAUGGUGGCGUUGACAGCUGAAUGUGACCUGGAAUCAAGAAAGAAGACAGAAAGCCAGUACCAGAGGGAGAUGGUGGCAAUGGAGGAAGUGGAAGAGUUGCUGAAACGUGUUAGUGAGAGGUCGGCAGCCGAGUGCAGCAACCUCCUGCGGACCCUGCAUGGCCUGGAGCAGGAGCGUCUGCGCAGGGCUCUGGCCCUGCAGCAAGAAGACGACUUUGCCAAGGCGCACAGGCAGCUGGCCAUCUUCCAGAGACACGAGCUGCAGAGGACCUUUUUCACUCAGAUCCAAAGUGCUCUUGUCAAAGGGGAGCUGAAGCCUGAGGGGGCUGAAAUGCUGCUGCAAGAUUAUUCAGAAAUGCAGGGGAACGUGGAAGAGUUAAUGGACUUUUUCCAGGCUACGAAGAGAUACCACCUAAGUAAGAGAUUUGGUCACAGGGAGUACCUGGUUCAGAACAUGCAGUCGUCAGAGAUCCGCGCCCGAGGCCUUCUGAGCGCGGCUGCUGCUCAGCUGACCCACCUCAUCCAGAAACACGAGAGAGCUGGGUACUUGGAUGAGGAGCAGAUGGAAAUGCUGUUGGAACGGGCUCAGACGGAAGUCUUUUCUAUAAAACAGAAGCUGGAUAAUGACUUAAAGCAGGAAAAGAAAAAGCUCCACCAAAAACUGGUAACUAAGAGAAGACGAGAAAUGCUGCAAAAGCACAAGGAGCAGCGGAGGGAGCAAAUGUCCAUUGGAGAGGCCUUCCGAGUGGCCGAGGAUGCCAGCCAGUACCUCAGCCAGUGGCGGAGUGUGAUGGUGGACCACAGCGCCGCACUGGAGGAGCUGCAGGAGCGGCUGGAUCAAGCUGCCCUGGAUGACCUCCGGGCCCUGACCCUCUCGCUGUCCGAGAAAGCCACUGAGGAGCUGCGGCGCCUGCAGAACUCAGCAAUGACCCAGGAGCUGCUCAAGCAUAGCGUGCCCUGGCUCUUCCUGCAGCAGAUCCUGGAGGAACACAGCAAGGAGAUGGCUGCGAGGGCCGAGCAGCUGGAGGGCGAGGAGCGGGGCAGGGGCCAGGAGGGCGUCCAGAGCUUGCGGCAGAGGCUAAAGGACGAUGCGCUCGAGGCCUCAGUGGAGGAGCAGGCGGAGCUGAGGCACUGGGAGCAUUCCGUCUUUAUGAAGCUCUGCUCUGCCGCCGUCUGUCUGUCUGAGGAGGAGCUGCUCAGAAUGAGGCAGGAGGCCCAGGGCUGCUUCGCUCAGAUGGACCGGAGCUUGGCCCUCCCUAAAAUCCGGGCCCGGGUGCUGCUGCAGCAGUUCCAGACUGCAUGGCGAGAAGCAGAGUUCCUGAAGCUGGACCAGGCCUUGGCUGCUCCCGAGCUGCAGCAACAGUCCAAAGGGAGAAAGCAGCGCUCCAAGAGUAAAAGCAAGAUAGAACUUUUGAAGAAGUGCCUUGAAGACAAAAUUCGCCUCCUGGAGGAGCAGGCCCCUGAAGACCUGGUGGAGAAGGUCCAGGGAGAACUGCUCCGGGAGAGAGUGCAGCAGCUUGAGGCCCAGGAGCAGCGGUUCGCAGAAUCCAUCGUGUCCCUGCAGUUCCAGAAGGCCGCCAAGACCACCAAGACGCUGUCGGCCUACACCGCCCUCCUCAGCAUCCAGGACCUGCUGCUGGAGGAGCUGAGCGAGUCGGACACCCUGACCAAGUCGGCCUGCACCCAGAUCCUGGAGUCACACAACCCGGAGCUACAGGAGCUGGAGAGGAAGCUGGAGGAGCAGCUGGUGCACCAGGAGGGGGCUCAGCAGCAGCAGGCCCUAGCAAGCUGGCAGCAGUGGGGGGCUGAGGGGCCCGGGCUGCUGAAUGAGCCUGCGGAGGUGAAUUCUGAAGGGCUGGUCUCUGCCAUCCUGCGGCAAGCUCUGAGCAAGGGCCGGAAGAUACUGGAGCACCACCGGCAGAGUUUGAGAGAAGAACAACAGAACAGUGUCAUGCUUGAAGAUUUGCUGGAAAAUAUGGAGACCGAUACCUUCCUGACCCUGUAUGGCCAGGAGCUGAGACUGACGUCUUACCUCACGAAGCUGGCGAUGGUGCCGGGGGCCACGCUGCGCCGGCUCCUGAGCGUGGUGCAACCUGCGGCCUCACAGCCCGAGCUGCUCGCGGCCCUGGACGCUGUCAUCGAGAAGCACGCCAACCACGCGGCCACUGCGGAGAGCGGCGGAGGGGAGCAGGCCGACCUGGGCAGGAGAAGGAAACACCAGGCCUGGUGGAAAGCCUUAGAGGGCAAACUGAGAGGAGAUCUGAUCAGCAGAGGGCUAGAGAAGGCGCUCUGGGCUCGCAGGAGGAAGGAGAGCAUAUUGAAGAAGACGUGCCUCCCUCUCACCGAGAGGAUGGUAUUCCCUGGGAAAGGAAGUUGGCCCCACCUGUCCCUGGAACCCCUUGGCGAGCUGGCCGCCGUCUCCGUUGUAGGGGCAGACACCGUGGACUUAUUAAACACAGGCGAAAAGAUCUUUAUAUUCAGGAGUCCAAAGGAGCCGGAGAUCUCAUUGCACAUUCCUCCCAGGAGAAAGAAGAACUUUCUGAAUGCCAAAAAGGCCAUUUGGGCUUCAGGCACGGACUAGCCCAAGGGAAAGUGCCACAGGGGAGUCUAAAGACAGAUUUAUCUUCUCCUGCCCGUGUGUAUGUGUGUGUGUGUGUGUGUUUAUUGCGUACAACUUGCAAAUAGAAAUUGCAGAUGCAGAAGACACAGACACACCUGACAAUCCGCCACUCUCCGGCCUCUCAGGGACUCACUUUCCUCUGGGGCUCAGGAACAUCCAGAUGGCCCACUCUCUUCAGCAUCAUGAGGAACGUGGGACUAGCCCAUCCACAUUCAGUCCCCAGUCCCCAAGGAUCUAGAAGAGCGGGUGUCCCCACCUCAAUACACCACACUUCUACCUUCCAACAUCCGGCUGAGUUACGGGUUGUGUGUCGAAGGCAACAUUUCCGUUCUUGUUUUAUGUUUGUUACAUAUCCUAUUUUUAUAAAGGCAACUUUUAAAAAUAGAUGUAGCUUACGCAAAGCUCUUCACAAUGGAACUAGUUCUUGCUUCACGUAGAAAACUAUUUAGUUUUAAUUACUCCUUGGUUUUGGGUACAUGCUGUGGGGUCCAACGGAGAUCUUGGCCCUCUUUCCUUCCCGCUUGAUAACAAGUGUGCCAGCCACUGGGAUAUAAACUGUGCAGUGCAAAUCAGAGUUAUUUUUCUCAUUUUGUAAAUGAGGACAUUCAGAGAUGUAAAAAGGUGAAAGGACUGCCAAAGUCCAUAAACCUAAUAAAUACCAAAAUCAA
Loxodonta africana (African savanna elephant) is the source of this 4337-nucleotide messenger RNA. It is a transcript of the gene EVC2, whose product is annotated as EvC ciliary complex subunit 2. Lineage: Eukaryota; Metazoa; Chordata; Mammalia; Proboscidea; Elephantidae. The transcript has 21 exons. The record is from RefSeq and is a predicted model, not a curated record. Gene Ontology annotation, biological process: smoothened signaling pathway. Gene Ontology annotation, cellular component: ciliary membrane; plasma membrane protein complex.